AUGGCCACCGGCGUGGAAGUAGCUGGCAUUGUGCUCGGGUCCAUUCCAUUGAUCAUCUCGGCGCUGGAACACUACGCAGAAGGCGUCGGGACCAUUGAGAAGUGGUGGAGAUACAAGCGGGAACUUGCAAGUCUAAAGAGGAUCCUCGGUGCCGAAUGUGACAGGUUUCUGAAUACGCUCGAGGAAUUGUUGGCGGGUCUGGUGCCGGAUGGGAGACUGGCAGACUUGUUGAAUUCGCCUGGCGGUGCUGGAUGGGCAGAUCCAGACUUGAAUCAAAAGCUUCAGGUCCGAUUACGCAAAUCCUACAAUUCGUAUCUAGACACCGUGAAUGAUCUUAACGACGUUGUCUCGAUUCUGAAGGCGAAGCUCGAGCUCGACCCGAGUGGAAAACCAAAAUGGACCGACUCAAAAACCUUUCGUCGCGAAUACAAACGUAUAAAAUUCAGCCUUUCGAAAGCUUCAUAUGAGGAAUUGAUGAAAAGGAUAGAGAAGGACAAUGAUACGUUGGCGAAUUUAACGGGCCAGAGCCUUAGACUGGAACCAACGAGACUAAAACGGAACAAUCCCACACCAGAGUUCGAGCGUAUUCGGUCGCAGGCAGAAAGCUUAUAUCGAGUACUCAAGAAAAACCUGUGUUGCUCCUGUCAAAUUCCACAUAAUGCAAGCCUACGCCUUGAGUCGAGGACCUCCCAGGACGCUGGAACGGGGACAAAGCUACGCUUUAAGAUGGUGUUCAGUCUUGAUAUAAGUUAUCCUGUUGGAAAAUCGAUAACUUGGAAACGAAGGGAGACAGAAAUAGAGUCUUUGGAGAUCCGACAAGAAACAGACACCAUCACCAAAGUAGUUUCGAUGGACUCGCCAUACCCAAGUCCAAAAUCACCAAGUUUAGUUAAAAAGGGGGUGACAUGGGCACCCCAUCCGGUUACAUUGGAACCGCCACCAUAUAGUACAACGAAGCUGACGGAAAUACAUGAUCUAUGCUCAGUAUUUGGAGACUAUAAAGGGACGGAAACAUGUCUUGGAUUCAUUCUAGAUGAAAAGCAUAUGCGUCAUCACAUCUACCCAGUGAUGCAUAGCCCUCCCCAGCAAGAACCACCGACCGCCACAACCCUCUACAAACGCCUCACCAAUCCCCAUAGCCCGAAGACAAAACUCACCCGCAAAGAACGUCUUCAACUGGCCCUAACCCUCGCAGCAAGCGUCCUACAACUCCAUAAAACCCCUUGGUUAAGUGAACGCUGGUCAACAGACGACAUCCACUUCCUCGAAGGCAGCACAGGACCUCAUGUCUCCCGGAGCUUCCAAGCCACUCCCCCUCCCACGGAUCCUCCCAACCCCCCAAAACCCCUCCCCAUCGUCCGCAAUCAGACAAUAUUCGCACUUGGCGUAAUCCUAAUCGAGCUCUGUCUCGGCACAUCUCUUGCCUCCCUUCGCACGGAAGAGGAUAUCAGUCCCGACGAGCAGCUGACUGAUUACAUGACGGCGCGCCGGCUCGUUAGUGAGGUGUAUGAUGAGAGCGGUGGACGCUAUGGGGACGCUGUGAGGCGGUGCGUACACUGCGAGUUUGAUCAAAGGAAGGCGAGUCUGGACGUAGAAGAAUUUAGGACAAGCUUUUUCCAAGGCGUCGUGGUACCGUUGGAAGAGGAUUGGUUGGAUUUUGGCAGUAUACAUGCUAUGUAA
Messenger RNA from Venustampulla echinocandica, 1680 nucleotides. RefSeq lists its product as uncharacterized. NCBI's taxonomy places the organism in Eukaryota, Fungi, Ascomycota, Leotiomycetes, Helotiales, Pleuroascaceae. The record is from RefSeq and is a predicted model, not a curated record. The transcript is spliced from 2 exons. The coding region runs from base 1 to 1680 and encodes 559 amino acids.